Molecule: messenger RNA, 6132 nt
Organism: Megalops cyprinoides (Indo-Pacific tarpon)
Lineage: Eukaryota; Metazoa; Chordata; Actinopteri; Elopiformes; Megalopidae
Gene: zfhx2
Product: zinc finger homeobox 2
Exons: 6
Coding region: 1-6132 (2043 amino acids)
Biological process (GO): regulation of neuron differentiation; regulation of transcription by RNA polymerase II; brain development
Cellular component (GO): nucleus
Molecular function (GO): DNA-binding transcription factor activity, RNA polymerase II-specific; RNA polymerase II cis-regulatory region sequence-specific DNA binding
Source: RefSeq, a predicted model, not a curated record
AUGGUUGCCCUCAUGGAAGCAUCUGGCUUCUCUCAGCUGCCGAGAAAUGGUCCAAAUCAGUGGAACUUCACAUCAAGAAUAGUUACCACUGUGGCAAAGAAUCACCAGUGGUUGGUAGAGACAUUUGCAAGGAUAGUUGACUCACAGGACAUUAAGGAGGAUGACACAAUUGAUGCAGCUCAAGGGUUUAUUAAAACCUUGCGAGAUUUUGAUUUUACGUUCAUGCUCCUCACGUUUGAUCAAAUUUUGUCAGAGACAGAUGUCAUGUUUGACAUUGUGCAGCUGAGGGCAAUGGAUGUUGUGUUUUGCAAAAGUAUGAUCCAAAAGCUUAUUAAUUUUGCAGAAGAAAAGAAAUCUGAGGCGUCAUUUCUUUCCACCUAUGAAAGGGCAGCAAGUUUAGCAGAGGACCCAGAGGACUUGCUCAGGAGGAAACUUGGCCAAUUGGGAAGGAGUUUGUCCCAGACACAUGAUCCCAAGCAGCGCUACAGGGCUGUGUACAUAGCUGUUGUAGACAAUCUGGUCGAGCAGAUUAAGCAGCGGUAUGCCGAUCUGGAUAAUAUUUGCUUCUUCGAGCUUCUGAACCCAAACAAAUUUGAAGAAAUGAAACGAGUGUUCCCUGAAGAUGCUUUCGGUUGUCUGCAGGAGGGUUAUGGUCACUUUUUUGAUGCAGAGCGGCUAAAAUAUGAACUUAAAAAGCUGUAUUCCAACAGGGAGCUUCAAGGCGACAGAGGAAGACUCUGUGCCUUCUUGACCUUUUUCAAAGCAGCAGAACUGGACAAGGUGAUGCCCCAGUCAUACAAGCUGAUGUGCUUAGUGGCUACGAUUGGGGCCACAUCCGCUGGCAUAGAGAGGAGUUCUUCCUGCCUUAAACGGGUGAAGACCUACACCCACCACGCAGUGGAUCAGGAGCACCUUAAAAACCUGGCAGUCUUGGCAAUUGAAAGAAAACUAGUAAAAUCACUGGAAAAAAACCCUCACUGGUAUGACCGAGUCAUAGCACAAUUUACAAAGAAAGAAAGAAGAGUAGAGCUCAUGUACAAGCGGUCUGUGUUCUUGAUGGAUGUCGGUGCAGGAGUCGGCCAGGGAGGCGCUGUCGUGUGUUUACUAGGUGGAAGAGCAGGAAAGCGAGAGAGCGAGUGGGGGAGCGAGCGAGAGAGAAAACUUUUCAGUUUUAAAGAGCGAGAGGAAGCGUGCGCUGGAGCGGCGACCAUGCAGGAGGAGUCAGGGGACAUUGAAUGCAGUGAGAGCAAUGGGGUGUUGGUGUGGUCGUGUCCCCUGUGUCAACAAGGACAGACGGACAGAGAUGCACUGGCCCUGCACCUGACUAACAGACACAGCGUGCUGCCUGCCUGUCUAGACAGACUGCUGGAUACCGCUGUCCCUGUAGAGCGUGCCAGUCAAGACAACGUGGAAGCCGACUCCCAAAAUGACAUAGACGCUUCACAGCAGAUGGAUUUGGAAAUCUCUGGGGCAGUAUCUGAAACCUUAGAAACUGAUCAGAAUGCCGAAGGACCUAAGAAGAAUGCUGCCAGCGCCCGGUUGCUCAGAGGGUCCAGAGUCAAGGUUUCCUGCAAUGAUAAAGAGAUGGAGGGGGAAGAAGAGCAAGAGGAAGCUGGUGGCAGCUUUGACCCCAGUCAUGAAAGAACUCAACCUCAUGACUUAACGAAACCCCAAAAGGGAGCUUCCAAUCCCGCUGUCGAUCAUGACAGAUCUAGCCGUAAAAGCAGCGCACCGGCUCCUGGCGACCCGACGAUGGAGAAAUUCCUUGACCCCAACCGUCCCUUCAAGUGUAACUCAUGCUUGGAGUCUUUUACUUCCAAAAGUGCACUGAGUGUCCAUUACAGCUCCAGCGCGCAUCUACAACGAAUGAAAACAGCAUUAUCAAAACAGAGUGGUGAAAAUGACAGUUCUCUCUCCGCCCAGCCAAACGUGACUCGCCCAUAUAUAUCCAGCAAGCCCUACCAGUGUGCUGUGUGUCGCGUUUCCUACAACCAUGCAAUCACUUUGGAAAGUCACUUGAAAUCUGUGUUGCAUCAGACUCGCAGCAGAAAUGCGGGAAAUUCCGCCAGCAGUGCGACAGGGAAUUCUGGAAGUAAAGGUACUGGUAGCUGCGGGAAUGAUACUACCGCGGCUGUGAGCUCUGCUGUAAGCUCUGGGGGUAAUGCUGCACAGGCUGUAAGUGCCACCACAGGGAGUUGCGGCAGCCAGGGAACCCCGACCACACCGGCAGUGACAACCAAAGAUGGAGAGCAAAUAAAACCCCAUCCGGUCCUCUCCCUGCUUUCCUCUCCCGUGGCUUCAGCCCAGGCGGUGUCUGCUUUUCUCACUCUCCUGACGUCCAGCUCUCAAUCCCUGUCCCCCUCUCUGCUUCCGUCACUCUUUACGGUGAAUGCCAGUGCCUCUCCCGCCACAGCUGCCCCUCAGCUGAUACCCCAGCAGCAGCUGCUCCUGCCCCUCUUCCUGAAUGGACUUCAAGCUCAGAACCAGAGUCCAAAUCCUGAAUCUGCCAGUCCUGUUCUGACCCAGCCGGUCUCUGUUUUGGGUCUCAACGCUGCGCAACAGGCUCUCCUGGCCCAAAGACUAAGUGGCUUACAGAGCCUUGGGCUGGCAGCUGGGGACUCUGCUUUCACACAAAACUGUGCUGAAGGAAAAGAGAAAGGGGAGGCUUUAGAGGAAGUGGACAAGGCUGAGGAGCAGCAGAGAACCGUAAAGAGUGAAAAAGAUGAGGGAGAGGAAUCGUUUAAGGGUGAGGACAAAGGUGGAGAGGAAGAAAAAAGUAAAGGGGAUGAAACGGAGGGAGGUAAGCAGGGAGAGCAGGUACAAAUAAAAGUGAGUAAACAGAAAGAGAUGGAAGGAAAUACCGUCUCUGAGGAUUUCUGCAAAAAAAUUGUUCAGCCAAACCUAAACUCCCCAGUUUCUGGCAAUAAAAUCCCCUUUGAGAGCCCUUUGCCGUGCAAUUUGUCUCUACCCAGCACUACCAGCCUUAGUCCCAUCAACCUGAACCUAACACUGAGCCCUGAUACCACUCCACAGAAAUCCCAUACUGAUACCAGUCCAAGCUGCAGUUCAAAUCCUAGCCCAAACCAAGAUUCCAAACUUGCCACAAAUGGCAUAAAAAGCAAGUUGAAAUCUAGCAUUGCACAAUCUGGCCUCUUAAACACUAACCGCACUCUAGGUGUUCAGAACCCUUCUCAUACCAAUGCAAAUUUGAAAGCUCCCAGCCCCAAAGCUUUACAGUUGUCAGAGUUCCAGUCCCAGGUGCUGUGGGCGUUUCUAGAGUCUCGCAGUGAAGCAGAUGCAGCCAGCCCUCCCCAGGAAGACUGCGAAGCCCUAGCCUUGGAGGUGGGCCUCAGUGAGGAGGAAGUACGCAGGUGGCUUUGUGAAGCACGAGUGACUAGAGAGAAAGAGAAGGUGAGGGCAACUGAGCAGGCCACCUGUAAGCUGGUACCAAAAGACAAGGCGGGUGAGGGAACUGACAGAUGUGCAGAUGUGGAAGUAGAGGAAGAGGAAGGUGUACUUACAAUCAUUGAGUCAGAGGGUGUGCAGAGUCCAGCAAAAAGCAGCCAUGCCAUCGAUUUGUCCAACAGUGGCGAGAGAGAGCGAGGGGUAGACAGCCAAGGGGAGUCCUACCUGGACUCGGACAAGGAAGAGUUCUACACGUCUGUCAUUGUGACAGAUGAGGAGAGCCAGAACAGCUCUAUGAAGGAUGAGCCGGUGAGCCCAAUGAGACUGGAGGCGCAGGGAGUGCCAGCUGACAAGAAAGGCGUAGGUGGAGGGAAAGUACUCCGCUCCUCUACUGUGUUCCUCUCAGAUGCAGAAGACGAAGAGGAGGAUGAUGGAGGAACCCAGAAAACGAAGAUGAAAAAGAGGAAGAGGGAGAUGGAAAAGGAGGAGAUGGAUAUCAAGAGGGAAAGGCAGGACCCCGAUGUGGAUUUGGAGUUGGAAGCUCAGGCAGAUCCUCCUGCACCUCUCUCCGUUGAUCAGCAAGGUCUUCCUAGGAUCAGUGCGGGGAACAUCCUGCAGCCCCUUCCACUUUCCCUCUCUCUCACCCCCUUCGCCACACAGUUCAUCAGCCCUUAUGUUGUCUCCCUCCCUGCCUCGGCGGUGGGGUUGGGGAUAAAUGCAGGACAUGAAAGUAGAGGAAAGGCCCCUUCAUUCCCAAACCCCCCUGUGAUCACUCGCUGUUCUGCGCCCUACCCUGAUCCCCUCAACGCACCACCUCCUGCCUCCCACACACCUCCCUCACGAUUCUUGCCUAAUGGAGGCGAAUUUGAGGCGGCACUGGAUCUCAGCAUUGGGAAGAAUCACAGCUCCGCAUCAUCAGCAUCCUCUUCUGCUUCCACAAAUGAUAAAGUUCUGGCGCAGAGGGACCAUUUGUUGGAUGGACUUGGACUAAGGCCAACAACUGUGGGUGUACCCGGGGCAGGAGGCCUUAUUGUGGUCCGUGUGAAACCUGAAUCUGCUUUGGCAAUCCCAACCUCUAAUCCAACGACUAUUAGCAGCACAAUGAGCACUAACAGCAAUAACAAUGCCAAAACUAAGGCUGUGUACAUCAGACCAGCAGAGAGAGGAAGCACCACCAUGAUGGAUAGGGGAAGAGACCAAGAGAGAGAAAGGGAAAAGGAGAGAGACAGGGAGCGAAGGACACCCAGGGUAAGACGGUACAGGGAAAUGAGGCGCUCCAGAACUAUCAUUCAGGCAGAGCAGCUGGAUGUGCUGUAUGGCUGCUACUUCAAAGAUCCAAACCCUGGGAAACAUGAGUUUGAACAGAUAUCGGAGUGGGUCCACCUGCCUAAGAAGGUGGUUCAGAUCUGGUUCCAGAACAUGAGGGCCCGUGAACGCAAGGGGGAGGUCCGCUUCAUCAGUGAUGGCACUUUAGCAGCGGUGGGAAAGCCACUUAUAAAGUUCACCUGGCCCCUGACCCAACCCAUCUUCUCCAGCAACCCCAAACCAGUCCCAAACACCAGCACUCUCAGCAGCAGUAGGGUCUCACAGCCCUCAGCUUCAGCAAAUCCUGUGCUUAUUCAUCCAAAGACAAGGCCAGAGCUGGAGCAAAUGAAGGAGAAGGACAAAGAAGCCCCUCCAACAUCCAAGCCCAAGCCGGAGAUGCAGAAACCAGCUCCACCAGCCAAAGUAAUCCCCAAAGCAAAGGCUGCCAGUGCUGCUCUCUCAGAAGCGAUCAUGGAGACCCCCUCUCCUCUGCCUUACCCUUCCCAGCAGCACAAGGAAGACAAAGGGGAGGUAGAGCGAGGAGAGGAAGAGGAAAUCACAGAUGAAGACGAGGAGGAGCAUACAAGGGAAAGGAUUGGGCCGGGAACCACUAACCGCAUGAUACCAAAACAGUCCACUUCCAUCAGCAAGCCCUCUGCGUUGGGUUCUCAGAAACAGAACGGGCUGACCUACUGGUCCCCCAAAGGCCCAUUCAAGAUCAACACCUUGUCCAGAGAACAGCUGGUUCUCUCUGCAGCUCACACCCCUUCAGCUGCUGCCGCCUCCACGCCCCCCACUGCUACCAUCAAGUCUAGCCCUGUGGACGGUGCGUACCUGCACCACUCUGCGCCCCGCCGGCCACGGACACACCUGACCUCCCUGCAGCUAUCCAUUCUUCAGUCAUGCUACGAGACGUGCGCCCACCCAAAUGCGCUGGAGUGUGAGACGGUGGGGACGGAGCUGGGGCUGCCACUAAAGGUGGUGCAGAUCUGGUUCCAGAACACCCGCGCCAAAGAGAAGCGCUGGCGGCUGCAGCAGGAGAAGCAGUUGCCCAGUACAACAGACUCCAAGAAGGUAGACAUCAGCCCAAGCAGCUACCUGCAAUACAGUGCACUCCGCGCCAACCGCCCCAUCUUACCCAAACCAGUUCAGCUGACAGUGGUGGAACCCUCUACAACCCCUGCCCAGGGCCAGCCAGCAGGGCGUGAGACCCUGAGAGGCAGAUGUGAGGCGUGUGGAGUUGGGUUUGAAUCCCGGGCAGCGGGGAGAGCCCAUGUGUUCUCCCCACGGCACCUGGCCACGCUAAGAGCUACUAACUUUGGCCAGCCACCCUCACUUGUCAACAGUAGUGCAGCUACCGGGUCCAGCGCUGGCGUAGCCGCACUGUCUUCAUCCCCCUCUCCGUCCAUCAGCACCAGCUAA